Durio zibethinus is the source of this 778-nucleotide messenger RNA. The record is from RefSeq and is a predicted model, not a curated record. Lineage: Eukaryota; Viridiplantae; Streptophyta; Magnoliopsida; Malvales; Malvaceae.
UGUAAGGUGUUUUUUAUAAGACAAAAACGUGAGCUCUAAUGAGUUGAAGCAGAAGAGUUAAUUCUUGUAUUUUGGAGCCACACGAGCCCGAACCGUGUCAGCUAUAAAGCAGUUAGCUAAGAUGAAGUUAGUUAUUAACAGCUCUUGUUUAAUGGUUUUGAACCUUGCUUUCAAGGCUUAUUUCAAGAAAGACAGAGAUGGUAAUUGGAAAUGGGUUGCUGGCAACCUAGCAUCAGGAGUUACAGCUGUUACUUCCUCCUUUCUCUUUGUCUACUCUUUGGAUUAUGUUCAAAACCAUCUUGCCAAUGAUACAACGGUUGCAAAGAAAGGAGGAGAAAGGCAAUUAAACGAUCUUGUUGAUGCUGGCAGGAAGACCUUAAAAUCUGAUGGUAGUGCUGGGCUUUAUUGUUGUUUCAAUAUUUCACGUGUUGGAAUCAUAGUUUACCAUUGUCUAUACUUUGGAAUGUAUGAUUUUCUGAAAUCAGUGGUUUUGAUCGGGAAGUUGCAGAAUAGAUUUUUUACUAGCUCUGCCCUUGGGUGGCUCAUCACUAAUGGUGCUGGUCUGACAUCCUACCAAAUUGACACUGUUCAAAGAAGAAUGAUGAUGACAUCUGGUGAAGCAGUCAAAUACAAGAGCUCAAUUAAUGCAUUAUGCUUGAAAUGGGUUGCCCACGCCUUUAGGAUCAACUACAGGGGUAUGCAUGAAAAUACUCAAAGCUAAAAGCGAAUGUUGUGCUCCAACUUCAAUGCAAUCAUUGAGUCAACCAUGAACAAGGAA